Cooperia oncophora is the source of this 717-nucleotide messenger RNA. The record is from the annotation of a GenBank genome assembly. Lineage: Eukaryota; Metazoa; Nematoda; Chromadorea; Rhabditida; Trichostrongylidae.
AUGAGAGUGACUGUCUUCCGUGGUCAUGAGCGAAGCGUGGAGUGUGUAGAUGUUAAUCCUGAGUGCACUCGUCUGGUCUCUGGUGCAUUUGACUCGAAUAUCAAAGUUUGGAAUCUCGAAAAGGGCGAUGAGUCAACAGUUUUCGAAAAAGAUGCAAAUAACGAUAACAGGCCGAAGAAACGGAAAGAAAAUUUCAUCACGAAGGUUCCAAUGGUAACGUUAGCUGGCCACAAAGAUGCCGUAGUAGGAUUAAAGUGGUGCUCCUAUAAUAACAGUCAAGUGAUAUCUGCUUCGUGGGAUCACAGCAUUGCUGUAUGGGAUCUGCAAUUGGCUGGCGAAGUGUCGCGAAUUCGUGGAUUGAAGGCCUUCACGAGCAUAGAUGUGAAUCGUAAAACAGGUUUAGUCAUCAGUAGUAGCACGGACGCUGUUCCACGACUAUAUGAUCCUCGAAGUCAUGAUGGCUCUCUCGUCAAGCAGUCUUUUAUUGGUCACACGGGUUGGGUGUCGUGCGUAAGGUGGAAUCCCUGCGAUGAAAAGUGUUUUGUGAGCUCAUCAUUUGACAAGUCUGUGAAGAUGUGGGAUAUACGAUCGUCGAAAACGUCAUUGUUUGAUUUACACGGCCACGAUGAUCGUGUGUUAUGUUGUGCGUGGGGUGAAAAUAGCUUCAUCGCAAGUGGAUCAGCUGAUGCCACUGUGAAAGUAUUUUCUACGGCGUAG